AUGUGUGCAUCCGUCGAAACCGUGCACCUCUACCAGGCCAUGGUGAAACGCCAAGAUGACGAGUCCCCUUCACACCAGACCUCAGGUCUCACCUAUCCAAUCCUCCAUGGACAGAAGUAUGUCUGCGAUGGGAACCGUUGUGUACGACUUCCGACCAAAUAUGAGAUUUACCUUGCCAUGGAAAGGGCAGCAGUAAUGUCCGGACGCCUUCCACGAAUAGGAUGUGAGGCUGAGGAUUCCUGUGGAGCUGAUUGA
Messenger RNA from Dibothriocephalus latus, 255 nucleotides. NCBI's taxonomy places the organism in Eukaryota, Metazoa, Platyhelminthes, Cestoda, Diphyllobothriidea, Diphyllobothriidae. The record is from the annotation of a GenBank genome assembly.